ACUGCUAUCUUUCUUGUUCCUCCCCGACUCCAAUGAGGUGACAUUGACUGCCGGCUUUCACACAAAGCGCGGGGAGGGGGCUUGCGCGCAUUUCAACAAGGCAAAACCACCCAAAGAGAUACCCAGCCUAGGGCUCAAAAAUGGCCGAUCAGCAAGAGCCGCACUCGCUGGCGUCGACGUUUCCAAACCCGCCCGACUUUUGGAAGGCCUUCACGCCAGACAGGCUCGCCAGGAUCGAGGAGCUGCGACGGGCCCAUGCGACGGACGAGGAUGAAGACGACGAGGGCGCAGAUGCCGUGCGCAUCCCGAAUCUGCCCGAGGAUCUGAUUGCGCUGCAGCCGCCCCCAGAGCCGGCGGACGGACGAUGGAGGGUCUUUGGCGAUCAGUACAUGCUCGACGACAAACUGCCCACGCUCGAGGAGCAGGGCAUCGACAACCUGCCCGCAGCAGGCUCCUCCGACGCAAAGGACGCAAAGCACUACGACCGCGCCUUUGAGCUCAAGCGCCUCGCCAAGUCGCUGCUCCUCAACUUCCUCGAGCUCACCGGCGUCAUGGCGCGCAGCCCCGCCGACGCAGAGGCCAAGAUCAAGGACCUGCGCACAAUCUUCAUCAACAUCCACCACAUCCUCAACGAGUACCGGCCGCAUCAAGCGCGCGAGUCGGCCAUUGAGAUGAUGCAGGACCAUCUGGAUCGCACGAGGACCGAGACGGCCGCCAUUAGAACGCAGGUGGACAAGGCGAGAAAGGUGCUCGAGGGGCUGGGGAGCUUGGAUUUGUCGUCGUUUAAGAUGCAAGGGCAAGGGGACGAGGACUCCUCUGUGCAGCAAGGGGAUGCAAAAGCAGGGCUGGUUUUACGGACGGAAGAAGAGAAGCGGGAGGCUGCGGUGUUGGAGAGGGAGGCUGCUGCGUGGGCUACGGCAGAUGCGUUGAUUCUCUAAUCAGCGACGACGAUGAAAAGCACAUGUUGGAAAUUGCCGAAUUUUAACGCGGAGGAGGAUACACGUUUAAUGAGCAUAUUGAGGGAACAGACGCCAAGAUGAGGAUAAAGUCGUGAUAUCGGGGCAACGCAAUGACAGCACAAUGGCUGGAUGUUGCUGUAUGGAGGACUACUACUAUUUUAUUUAUUGCCAAAUGCUCGAUACCAGCUAGGAGUUGACGAAUAAUGAUGGAUAUGAUUUGGCGGGGAACAA
Messenger RNA from Trichoderma asperellum CBS 433.97, 1190 nucleotides. RefSeq lists its product as uncharacterized. The record is from RefSeq and is a predicted model, not a curated record. NCBI's taxonomy places the organism in Eukaryota, Fungi, Ascomycota, Sordariomycetes, Hypocreales, Hypocreaceae. Gene Ontology annotation, cellular component: core mediator complex; mediator complex. Gene Ontology annotation, molecular function: transcription coregulator activity. Gene Ontology annotation, biological process: regulation of transcription by RNA polymerase II.